GUUUUAGUGACAGAGCAUAUGCCACAUGAUAUGUGCUCCUGAUAUGCAGAGGACUCUGACACCUCCAUUGGAUCUGUGUGGACUCCUUUAACCUACUGAAUCUGUAGAGUGGAGAACAGACAAAGCACAAUCUAUGAUGUUAAAUAGAGUCUCAAACGGAAGGUAACAUUUCCAGAAUAUUCCGCAUGUCGUCGGAAGUGUGUUUACAACUAAAUGUGAUCUUAUGUGGAGAAACCAGUGCCAAUAGUUUGAGGACGCAUCAUCAGUCUGCAAGAAAGCCCACUGCUUUGUAGGAUGGCACAGAAGAAGAAAUUGCUCACAGCGCCACCCGAUGGAGGCUGGGGGUGGAUGAUUGUAGUUGGCUGUUUUUUUGUUACAGUUUGUACACGUGCUGUUACAAGAUGUAUCUCCAUAUUCUUUGUUGAGUUUCAAGUAUAUUUUGGUCAAGAUUAUUCAAGAACAGCUUGGAUACAUUCCAUUGUUGACUGCUCUACUAUGCUGUGUGCCCCCCUUGGAAGCUAUGUAAGUAACCACCUCUCCUGCCAAACUGGAAUAAUGCUAGGAGGACUUCUCGCUGCUACGGGACUAGUUCUAAGCUCCUUUGCUACGAGUUUGGAGUAUCUAUACCUCACAUUAGGAGUCCUCACAGGCGUUGGAUUUGCACUAUGUUACAGCCCUGCCAUUGCAAUGGUGGGAAAGUACUUUGACAAAAGGAAAGCCUUAGCUUAUGGAAUUGCCAUGUCUGGGAGUGGUAUUGGAACCUUUAUUUUGGCCCCUGUGGUUCAGCUGCUAAUUGAACAGUUUUCCUGGCGUGGAGCUUUACUUAUCCUUGGUGGGUUUGUCGCAAAUCUAUGUGUUUGUGGUGCUUUAAUGCGGCCUAUUAACAUUAAGGAAGAGGACUUUGCACAUUGUCAACUAAACCAAGAAAAGAUUCCAGAUGAACCAAAGAAAAACAUAAUUCAAACAUCCACAUGUACAUCGCUGAGCCAGGACUGCACUCAUAAAAGUCUUUGUUACUGUUCUCAGCAGGACUACAGCUUUAUCCUGAAGCCAAACUUCAUCAUACUUGCGUCAUCCUUUCUUUUUCUGGCCUAUGGAUGUAGUCCUCCAUUUGUGUACCUUGUGCCUUAUGCUUUAAGUGUUGGAGUUAGCCACCAAGAAGCCGCUUUUCUAAUGUCUAUCCUUGGUGUGGUAGACAUUGUUGGCAACAUCACUUUUGGAUGGUUAACAGAUAGAAGAGUUUUGAAGAGACAUCGAUAUGUUUGCUACCUCAUAGCUGUUGGACUGGAUGGUCUGUCCUGUCUUUUUCUUCCACUUCUCAAGUGCUUCCAGCUACUUGUGCCAUUUUCUGUUACAUUUGGCUAUUUUGAUGGAGCAUACGUGGCAUUGAUACCCGUUGUGACUGGAGAUGUUGUAGGAACAUCUCAUUUAUCUUCAGCCCUAGGAUUGGUUUUCUUCCUGCAUGCUGUGCCUUAUUUGGUUAGCCCACCCAUUGCAGGUUGGCUGGUGGACACUACAGGGGACUAUACUGCAGCAUUCCUCCUCAGUGGAUUCUCCAUGAUAUUUUGCGCUUUUCUACUGGGUUUUGCAAAGGUCAUUCAGAAGAUUAAGAACAAACAGCAAAAACCAACUGUUUUAGCUUCAGACACCAGGCAGGAAGUUUGGACUAAUGGGGACGCGGUCCAUUCAGUCACAGAAGAGAUGAGCCAAAAGGAGGUAUAGCUGCGUCCUAGUUAGAGGAUUGGCAGCCUCAGGAUGCCAAGCCCCUUCCGAGAAGAGAUGCUAACAGAGAAUAAAAUGGGCAAGGGGCCCAAGAUAUUUAAGACAAGGAGCCCUAGUUAUAUAUAUGUGCAUUAAGCAGCAAUCUGUUUUUAUGAUCUCUCGUGUUUAUUUGCUAUAAGACAUCACUAUUCAAGAUAAUACUUUUUAUAAUUGACUUUUAAUUUGGAAUCUGAAGACAGUUACCCACCUGAAACAGUUUCCUUCUGCACAUCAAAUGCAGAAAACCUGCACUUUACAAUGGACAACAUGGGAAACCACCAUCAGUUUUGUAAGAAUACCCUUAUCAGGGCAAGACGUUUGUCAGAACUGGAAAAUAAAAUUCAGAUCCAUUUUA
This is a messenger RNA of Spea bombifrons (plains spadefoot toad), 2116 nucleotides long. It is a transcript of the gene SLC16A12, whose product is annotated as solute carrier family 16 member 12. Gene Ontology annotation, molecular function: monocarboxylic acid transmembrane transporter activity. NCBI's taxonomy places the organism in Eukaryota, Metazoa, Chordata, Amphibia, Anura, Pelobatidae. The coding region runs from base 295 to 1722 and encodes 475 amino acids. Gene Ontology annotation, biological process: monocarboxylic acid transport; transmembrane transport. The transcript has 7 exons. The record is from RefSeq and is a predicted model, not a curated record.